Messenger RNA from Cygnus olor (mute swan), 3364 nucleotides. It is a transcript of the gene PDYN, whose product is annotated as prodynorphin. Gene Ontology annotation, cellular component: plasma membrane; axon terminus; dendrite. Gene Ontology annotation, molecular function: opioid receptor binding. The coding region runs from base 1002 to 1940 and encodes 312 amino acids. The record is from RefSeq and is a predicted model, not a curated record. Gene Ontology annotation, biological process: neuropeptide signaling pathway; chemical synaptic transmission; sensory perception. The transcript is spliced from 3 exons. NCBI's taxonomy places the organism in Eukaryota, Metazoa, Chordata, Aves, Anseriformes, Anatidae.
CCUCGCUCCCCUUCCCUCGCCCGCGCACCUCGCCGUCGUCCCCUCGCUGCAGCCGGGCAUCGCUCCUGCUCACCGGAGCGUGACUCAGGUUGUUUAAAAACAUCUCCCCGGCUGCUGUGCCGGGAGCACCUCGCGCUCCUUGCGUUAUUUAGACUCGGAAGCGCGGCUGGGGCUCCCGCCUCGGCGCAGGUGCUCCGCUCGUCCCUCGCUUCGCCGGGGCUCGUUUCGAUGCUGGCGCCGCGGCCACCUGACCGCGUGGAGAGCUCGCAGGGACAGAGCUGAGGGCAGCGAGACGACGCGGGGAGCUGGGGAAAUGCCGGCAGGGUGCCUCCGGCUGCGCGCCCUCGGCCAGACCCCGCCGUGCGGCGGCGUUGCUGGGUUUUGCCGCGAUUCUGGUCAAAAAGUCAUUGGCUUUUUUUUUUUUUUUUUUUUUGAGAAUCGUUGGCCUGAACUUGUCGUCGGGUCGUUUUUGUAACGGAGAGGAAAGGAGCUGCUGGAAGGUGGUUCUGCUUCUCCACCACACAUCUGCAGGGUCCCAAACUGUCCAGGUUAGACUUCCCUAGGAGAAAGCUGCAAGUCUGGGCGCCCGGAGCGUGCCAGCGCUGCGUGAGGGCUGGGGACGUCUCUGCGCUAGAAAUGCUCACUGUUACGGGGCGGGGGGGUGGCUGGGAGCAAAGCCUCCCCCUGGCCGUGCUGCCGGUCUCUGUCACCUGCUGCCUGCCUGGUGCCGGUUCCCCGUCCCUCCGGUGCCGGUACAGCCGAAGUCGUAAUCCAGCCCCGUGGUACAUGGAUGCACUUGGGGCUUUUCCGCGUGAGCAAAGCCUGGGUGGGCAUCAAAACCCCGAGCAGAGAAGGGGCAGGAACGGAGGGGCCAUGCACAUGGGACACAGGUCGGGUGUGCUGAGGGCAGACGCAGGAGCCCAGAGCCACCAGGGGCACUUCCAGCGGUGGCUGAGAUCGUGUGGACGGGACGUGGCUCCAGGACACGAGCCCGAGCAGACAUGCCCAGCCUCGGGGUGUCCCCAGGUGCCGCAGUGUCACGCUCUAACCCCGCUGUUCUCCUUCCUCCCUUUGUCUCUGCCCGUUGCGUGUUCCUUCUUUUCACUUUUGCCUUAAGCUCUGCGUUUUCCCCCGCUUUCCCUGCCCCAGUACUGCCAGCCUCUCCUCCCUCCCGCAGCAGGAGCACGGCAGAGCGCCGUGGGGACCUUGGUGGCAGUGCGGGGACAAGGCAGCGGCUGCAGGGCAGGAUGGCGCGGCGGGCGCUGGUGCUGGUGCUCUGCCUCUCCCUGGCUGCGGCAGCCUCCGCCGACUGCGCGACCCAGUGCUCCCUGUGCGCCAGCGAGGGACGGGGCACCGAGAGCAGCGUGCGGCCCCUGAUGUGCCUGCGGGAGUGCCAGGGCUCCUCGCCGCCUGGUGCCGAGUGGGAGACCUGCAGGAAGGCGCUGGCGCUGCUGGCCCCGCUGGUGGCCCUGGCCGAAGGGACAGACCCGUCCCCCUCGGAGGCAGAGGAUGAGGAAGAGCCGGAGCAGGAUCCCAGCCCCGGGGAGCUGCCGCUGGCACCGGCCAAGCGCUACGGUGGCUUCAUGAAGAAGCUGGCCAAGGGGAAGCUGCUGUCCCUGCUGCGCGAGAACGCCCACAGCAAGGGCAGCCUCAGCAAGAAGUUCGGGGGCUUCGGCCGCAAACCGGGGGAGCGGGCAGCCCCCGAGGACUACCCGGGGCCGGGGGAUGUGGGCAGCGAGGAGCCCGCGGGGACGGGGGCCGAGGGGCAGGAGCUGGCGGAGCUGCACAAGCGCUACGGCGGCUUCAUGCGCCGGAUCCGGCCCAAGCUCAAGUGGGACAAUCAGAAGCGCUACGGGGGCUUCCUGCGGCGGCAGUUCAAGGUGACCACGCGGUCGGAUGAGGACCCCAGUGCCUACUCAGCGGAGGUCUUAGACCUAUAGAGCCCAGCGUGGGACAGGCGGCCCCGCGGGUCCCCACGCCGACAGCCCAGAUGAUGCCAUCACCCCCAACCCUGUCCCCUGCCCAGCCCUGCGUGGCUGGCAUCGUCCCCACCUCGUCCCCACCACGGGGCACGGGCUGGGCUCUGCCACCCCCAGCCUCAGCCCAGCACACCCUACGGAGGCAGCCCCCAGCUCUGUCCCCAGUUGUUCCUCUCCUGCUCACCUGCCCACCACUCCAGGACCCCAUGCACCCAGGGGACGUUGUCACUCCUCCGGCUGCUGGUGGUGCAGCUGCUGGGCCAGCCCCCCUGCUCCCCAGGUAGUGCGGGGGCAAAUCCAUAGGGGAUGCAUCCCCUGCCCUCCUGUGGCUGCAGAAGCGCAGCAGGGUCUGGAAACCAUCACAGCUGACGCAGAGGGCAACAGCUCCUGAGGCCUGGGAAGGAUGAGCCGGAGAAGGAUCAGGCCCUGCAGGCUGGGAUAUGGCCUGUGCAACCAGCAGGUCCCACGGGGGCUUCCACCAGCCAUGGGGAGAGGCAGCUGGGCAGGGCUCACACCACAUCCCUGCCACUGGGGCAGGCUGCUGUGCUUGGCCGAGCACCCCAGUCCCCUCCUGGAGCUGCUCGUUGCGUCCCGCUCAUCCCAGCACCCGCCCAGCCCCAUCACCUUCCCCGUUCCGAGAACACCCUCGCGGUUCGCUCACCCGGGAGCAGGGUCAGACCUGCUUCCCCGGCCCCCUGCUCCCCCCGCAGCCAAUAAAAGGCAGAUGCCAACGAAGUCGUGCCCGGUGCCGAGCGUCUGCUUCCUCCAUGUGGAUCCGGCCCUUGGCACAAGGCGAUCGUGGUGCACCCCAAACCAGGGGGGCCACGAGUGCCAGCUUUGAUGCCUGGCGUACUCCACGCACUGUGGGUGCCCCCAAACCCCACUGCUUCUGCCCCUGGAGCCGUGCCCUUCCUGAGGAGCCCAGCAGCUGCCCAGGCUGUGCCAAGCCCUCCCCUUGCUGCUUGUGCUUCCAGGACAGCAUGACCCCGCUGGCAGCAGCUCCGUGCCAGGAAAGCCAAAGCCGGGCAGCAAACACCCUUUUGAACGUCUCCAUUGCCUCAGCCCCUGUUCCAAGCAAGACACACCAGCGCCAGCCAAGCCCCCAAACUCUGGGGGGGGGGAAAGGCCCCAUGGCAGAAGCUCACCCACAGCACAGAAACAUCCCACACCCAGCUGGGGCUGCUCCAUGUCCACAUGCCCUCCUGGGGCUGCAGAGCACCUAAAGAUGUUGGGGGGCCACAUGCAGAGCUGCACCCUCCUCAUGGUGCCCCAGGGCUCAGGCACUGAGCACCCUGACCCCAGGCUCCUCUCCUCUUCCGUUCACAGUGCUGGAUGAGGCCUCUCCCCCCAUGGCAGGCCCGCUGGCCCCCAGCCCACCAUGUACC